Messenger RNA from Pediculus humanus corporis (human body louse), 957 nucleotides. RefSeq names its product arrestin domain-containing protein, putative. Bases 1 to 957 code for a protein of 318 amino acids. Gene Ontology annotation, biological process: protein transport. The transcript is spliced from 6 exons. Gene Ontology annotation, cellular component: cytoplasm. Lineage: Eukaryota; Metazoa; Arthropoda; Insecta; Psocodea; Pediculidae. The record is from RefSeq and is a predicted model, not a curated record.
AUGACAAAUUAUUCAAUCAAGGUACACUUUUUACAAUAUUUUUUGUGUUACAACAUAACCGGCCUCCCCGUUUGCCCUCGAUUACAUUUUCACGUGGUAGGAGAAGGAGUCGUUAGAGUUAAAGGAGCACGAACGGAACGAACGUACGAUAGAGAAAAUUACAUAGAUUUUCGUAUGAGACUUCUCGGGGAGCCAGGUCAGGGUCCUGUAAUACUUUCUCCGGGAAUUCACAGUUUUCCAUUUAAAUUAGGAUUACCUUUGGGACUUCCUUCGACGUUUUUAGGCAAACACGGAUGGGUUCAAUAUUUUUGUAAAGCUGCCCUAAGAGAACCCAACGGUUUAACACAUAAAAAUCAACAAGUAUUGAUCGUUAUUAAUCCGAUCGACCUUAAUUUAGAACCGCCAACUUUAGCCCAACCGUUUCGAUGCGAAAUCGAACAUAAAUUGGGUGUUAGUUGUAUGAAUUCCGGCCCUGUUUCUUGUCGCGUGUCAUUAGAUAGAGGAGGUUACGUUGCUGGAGAAACAAUCGGUAUAUCUGCAACGAUCGUUAAUAAAAGUAAAGUCACGAUUAAAUCAACAAAAGCAUCUCUAACCGAGACCAUUCAAUAUAUGGCCAAAGAAAAAGUUAUUUAUUCGGAAACUAGAGAGUUAGCUUCACUCAGUCGUGGUAAAAUACGUUCUGGAGAAUCCGACGAAUGGAAAAACGAACAACUUUACGUUCCUCCACUUCCUCCGACGAAUCUUCGAGGAUGUCAUUUAAUUAAAAUUCAAUAUGACGUUUUCUUUAUAUUAACUCCGAAAUCAUUCGAAAAGGAAAUCAAGCUUCAGUUACCCAUUGUUAUGGCAACGUAUCCUCUAAGAGCAUCAGAAGGUACAUUAAAAAAGAAACAAGGUACUCAUUAUCCAUCGACACUACCAAUAUUUCGACCGUGGCUAGACGAGAAAACAUUUGAAUAA